AUGUCCCUAAUCACCCCACCACCCAUCACCAUCGAAGACCUCCACGCUUUCCAAGCAAAACACUUCCCGGGGAGUGUCAUCGCCCAGACACCACAGCCACAAAAUGUGACGAAUACCAACAUUUCCGAAGAAUACACCUUGGAAGAAGAAGAGUAUGAAUACUACGACGAAGAAGAAGACCUAGGCUACUACCCCGACGGCGUGAAACGCACCCUCACGGACGAACAAAUCCGCAUAUUCAGACAUAGUGAGAUCCAUGCGUUAAGGAGGGAGAAGGAGUUACGGGAGGAGGAGGCGGCGGAUGCUGCUGCUGCUGCUGCUGCGGAUCGUGCCGUAGCUGCAAAUGCGGAUGCGAACGCAAAGACCGAUGCAGUUGGUACAGAACAAGCGAGCAAGUCUCGGGCAGAAGGGGAAGAAGACGUGGAUGUGAAGAUGGAUUAUGGAGAGGGGGAGGGGGGUGCGUCUGCUUCGAAGGCGACUUCGAAGACGACUUCUAGGCCUGUGCCGCAGUUUACGGGCAGGAGGAUCAUUUCGUAUGAUGAUUGA
Messenger RNA from Aspergillus vadensis CBS 113365, 546 nucleotides. RefSeq lists its product as uncharacterized. NCBI's taxonomy places the organism in Eukaryota, Fungi, Ascomycota, Eurotiomycetes, Eurotiales, Aspergillaceae. The transcript is spliced from 2 exons. The record is from RefSeq and is a predicted model, not a curated record. Bases 1 to 546 code for a protein of 181 amino acids.